Messenger RNA from Cyclospora cayetanensis, 5916 nucleotides. RefSeq lists its product as uncharacterized. The transcript is spliced from 12 exons. The record is from RefSeq and is a predicted model, not a curated record. Bases 1 to 5916 code for a protein of 1971 amino acids. NCBI's taxonomy places the organism in Eukaryota, Apicomplexa, Conoidasida, Eucoccidiorida, Eimeriidae.
AUGCGGGAUCAGCAGCACGACGAGGAACGCCAUCAGCAACCAGAGAAGGCCCCCGACAACCAGCACCAAGAGCUGUCACAUCACGGUGAGACCCCGCGGAGGAUUCAGAAUAGAAGUUCCAGCAGAGAAACAGCACUAGGAGAAGAAUCGUCCCAGGUUAGCAAUUCCCCGUAUCAGUUCCGUGCUGAGACACUGGCCUUGUUUGCACCUUCUAUGAGCACGCCGCCAAACAGGAGAAACGAUGUAGAUCAGAAGGCUGAGUGGAGGGCCCGGUGUACAGAGGCAUCCGAAAUAAUCCAUUCGACGUCACUGGAAAUGAAGCAGCUGAGGGACUGUACAAGCAAACCCACGCCAGCCCCGCAAGUGACGCAGCAACAGCGCGAGACAUCUUUUCACGUUUCUUUGGAUUCUACUGCCCGUAGACACCAAUCAGGGUAUACACAAGCGAUGUGCUCUCAGCAGCAACGGCAGCUGCAUAUGCAUCGAGGGGGUCGGCAGUUACCCGAGUCUCAAGGAGAAAACAAGGUUUCUUAUGAGGGGAGUGCCGCUAAUGCGGUCCCCAAUCCGGCUGCGCCUGAUAAUAUUAUUUGCCCCCCUUCUUGCUCCGUGGUUGCCCCAGUACCCUUUUUACGCAGGCAGCUAGAUGAACAGCUGGCAGACGAACGCUCUUCUGCGGGGCAGCAAAUCCAAGGGUCUCUUAGUACAACCAGCGAUACAGGUCAGGGUUAUCCCUGCAUUUCUUGUGGUCAUGUUGCGGAGUUGCUAGCCACCCAAAACCGUCCGCAGGAUACUUCAGAGCAUCCGGCACAGGUUCCAGCACAAAGUGAGUCACGCCGUUCUCCGACAAAAAGCUGUAGAGGCAGGAAACGAAGAGAUUGCUGCGACAUAAUAGAGCUGGGAACCCAAGCGGAGCCUCUGGAGCCACUGAAUCCACACGACUGCAGUAAGCAUGCGGCAGCGGACUCUUUGGAUGGGGUCCUUGCAUCCUUUGGCGACACCUCCGAACCCCGCCAUGCGAAUCAUAUCCUUGAGUACGCUCCUUUGCUUAUGGCCAAAGUGCUUCAAUUACUACCUGCUGCAUCCGCAGCAGCAUUCGGGUCGACCUGUAAGGCAGCUCGUCGGGUUCUUCUUUCCUAUUGCUGCAUUUUAUCCCUUUCUGCACGGAACGUUUCGUCCAUCUUGUCGUUGCCUGAAGCUGCGAUGAAACGGCUACUACCCCUUCUGUCAGGCCUUAGAUCCCUGGAGGUGGAGCUUACCUCCGCUGUAUACCCGCCGCUUAUCCUGGGUAAUGCCACUGUUGCCAUAACAACAGCCGCCACAGGAGGGGAGAGUCCUAGACCCCUAGAGGUUGGAGAUGAGAGGGAUAGGCAGGAGCGUAACAGCUUAGGUGAGCAAACAAACAAUCCUAGAUUGCCAGGCAUAGAGCGGAGGCAACAGCAAACCCAGCAGGGAAGUAUGAACAGCACUCGACAACAUCCUUCUGUGCAUCCAGAAGGAGAAAGAGGAGACGCUUUAUUAACACAACCUGAGAGAUCUUCUGGGGACGCUUGCGUUUCUCACCUCUCUUGGGUGUACGGACGACAUCACCAGAGGGUCCUUGAUUUGCUGCGCUUGCAAUCCACCGCUUGUGGCGAAUUAACUGGAGUGUCAGCAGAGACAAAAGGGGUUUCUAGUGCAACACACUCAGCAUUCUGUCCUUGGACCACCUACACUGCAGCCAAUGCAUCGCCCCUCUUCAGCUCACUCAGGCACCUAAAGUCUGUAACCGCUAAACUAAAACUGUCGUCUACAGGAGCCCCUGGGGAGCAUCACGCUGCGACAGAGUUGCUGCUCCUAUUACAGCAGCUGCUGCACAUGAAUGCUUAUUCCCUUGCCUCUAUCAAAAUAUCGGUCGAUCUUUCUGCCUCUUCACCAGCGUGGCGUCACAUCCCUCCGUUAUUGCUACCACCUUCUCUCCCUGUUCUCAAGUCUCUUCAUAUAGACUUUCCCUUUCAAGUUCCCUCCACUCUCUCAAUCUCUCUCGGUUUCUCAUCUCUAUCAAUUCAUUCUGCACACAGACUGAUGCUCAUGAAAACAGACACGGUGUGGCGAGAACCCAGGACCCCUGGGGUUGCACCUUAUCCAUGUUGCCCUAGAACUGGCCAGGCUGGAAGUGGCAGUGCUGAGAAUUUUGCGAUGACUAACUCCUGCUUUACUGAUAUGCCAAUCACUGGCAACGUUAGAGUGUGUGAGAUCGAUGAUCCUGGUUUUGAGACGCUAAAGGCGCAAAUGGGGGAAGCAGCCCCCGCAGCAUCUGCUGAGCCUGUUGAAGGAGUUCAGGCUACCGCUUCUGCACGUACUACCGAAGUUAAUGCUGCUGCCGGCUCUAUGGUGGUGGCACUCCUCCUCCUGAGCGAAAGCUGCAUGGCCUCCGUGCACCCGGAUGGGGGUUUGUGCUUUAUUCGACGCAAGGGUGCUCCCUCAGCUAGUCGCACCAGACCACUCGGCGGAAGUGCCGGCCCCUCGCCGUUCUCUGGUCAGGCCAUUGCCUUCUUGAGAAGGGGAGCCUCCCUUCUCACUGAGCUCUCCAGUGCGAGCAGAAGCCCCUUCGUGUACAGAAUGCCACCGAGCGAACUACAUGAUACCCACGAGGAACCUCGAUCUGAGAAUUCUCUUGCACAAUUAAGCUUGAUAGCUACAGGGCACCAACAGCAGCAAGAGCAAAGGCACGAGCUCCAGCCGCCACGAAGAUAUACUAGCUCUCUUAGGGGCAGUCAGGCUCCUCGUAGAGUCAGGCCUUCCAGCAACGUUGGCACGCAGCAGCAACAAGAUGAUAGGGCAACACAGGAGGUGUUAGUCAGAGCCCUGCAGCAUAUCCUUGGAGUCGGAGCCGAAAGUUUACAACUGCUGGACAUAGAUGGGGAAGUGCGACACUUUUCGGUUUUGUACGAACAGCUUAACUUUAAAUGCCUACGCCGCCUCUCCCUCGGGUGGACCAUCACACCCGAACUGCAACAGUUGCUUUAUCUGUUCAGCAGAAGAAAGCUGCGGUCCUUACAAAAGCUCAACUUCAAUGGCCCAGCUCAAAUCCAUCCAGAAGCAUAUAUACACAUACAUCAUGCAAGUAGUGCAUCCGACAACAGCAGAAGCCGCAUGUCGGCUGAGCCAUAUGCAGCUCCGUUAGACGAAGCAACUUUGAGACGCAGCGCCGGGCUCAACAAUUACGGGCUGGGUCAGAUACAUCUACAGCUAUACGCUCUUCUCAACUGCGGAGCGUGCAGUGUUUCGCAAAUAGACUAUGCUCGGCAGCAGCUGUUACAGCAGCAACUGAUAAUGAUCAGCAACAACAAAAACAUUAAGGGCAUACUGAGUCAGAUAUCCAGCCAGCAAGAUCCACUUUGUCUAGACGAGCUAGAUAUUUCAAGAUCCGCGAAGCAUGAAAGUAACGCAAAACCCCGCGAAUUUUCUGAAGAAACACAGCAGCUCCAGGGCCAGCCUACAGGGGGCCCUGCUACUCCGGGAGUACCCACUCAAGCAAAUAGGGCUGCAUUUCAGGAACUGCGUAUGCAGCAUGUGAAUCACUGCAAUAGCGUAUCUACACUGGAAUUCAGUGACGCGCCAAUGCCCACAGAAGAUGUCGGCUCCAUCGGGAUGGAAAACAUGCGCGGAAGCUCCUGCCGUCAUAGAGCGCAACAGGCAGGGUCUUGGUUGUGGCGUGCCAUCCCUUCGUCACUGCGAGGCCUAGCUGGAUCUCGAGGCAACUCCACCGUGGUCUGCAACUUAUCUGCGCAAUCUGACCUACAAGGUUCUGAGAAGGCUCGAAAUGAAUCCCACAUAGAAACUCAAUGCCUUAUGUCGCUUCCAGAGACUGUCCCUAGCGCUUCUUUUCUCAAAAACCCUUCUUCAGAGGCUCUCAAGCAGGAACUCCUACCAAAAUUAGCUAUGCAAAAACAAAGAGACAGGCCCAGCCCACGCAGGAGAAGGCCAUCGCUCAGUGGGGAAAGUCAGUGUGACCACCCGGAUUCAGCAAGUCCACUUAUGGAAGCGCACACUGGGCGGCCCCGUCCAAAGAGGCGGAGGCUGGUGGAAACAGCUCUGGAAGCAGCAAAAGGUUCAGGAAAAGCUAGGCUUGAAAAUCUUCGGAGACAUGUUGCUGCGCUUGCCCGGGAACAUCUCCCUCUGCUAGGCGACCUCAUUUCUCCAUACCUCGAUGCACAGACCCCCACAGCAGGAGGCCAAAAUUUGGGGGCAGCCUCUACCGAAUCUCUCCCUACUGUUGCUGCUAAGAUGCGAAGUGACCGGAAGCACGCACAACUGCAGGUAUUGAAGGGGAUCUCCUCGUUCUUGCUGGACGCUGCGGGCGAAAGCCUUGGGCGGAUGUUAGUGGGUGCUGACAGCACCACCUGCACCUCCAGCCAUGGCACCAGUCUGGCUCUCGGCUUGCAUCCAUCGCACCCUUCCUGCUUAUCAUUUCCUUCCCCGUGCAUUGAUCCCUCCCAGGGACUCAUUCUUACUGAAGCACCUGCUAAAGCCGCUCUCCGUUCACAGCAGCCGUUACAGCGAGAGCUUGACCACCAUCACGAGGAGGAUGAUGCAUUCUCUUUGUUGCGCCUACUACAGCAUCCUUCUCCAUCUCGCUCCAGCUGGUCUCACGGAGUUUUCUUCAAGUAUGCAUUUGUUGACCUUGAUUUUGAAUGCCUUGCCACGUUUAGGAUUUGCCUGUGCCACCAUCCUUUGUUCAUUUUCUACAAGGAACAUGAAAAAGGGCUUCACGUGCUACAUGUCGAUGGUGUCUUCAAUGCCGCCACAGAGAGCACCCAGGAGAAAAGGGAACUUUGGAGGGAAAGGUUAUCCUACACCUACGUCGGCGACCCUGCAGUUCCCUUUGAGCAUCAGCAACAACGUCAACAGCAUCAACAGGAGAGUCGGCGCCACCAUACCUCCGUAAACGUGAUGCAGUCUCUUGAGGCCUUCGGUCGAGACUUACCUUCUUCAUCAGAUGCUCUUCGUAGGGCAGGCAACGGAUCUUCUAGUAGGCGGGCACAUGCACAAGCGGGUCCGACUAUCGGAAGUCGAAAUGACGGAAGCAUUCUUCUGCUCCCUCUUGGAUCGACUACCGCACGCAAUUUCCCACUACUGCCAAGUCCGCAUUCUCCAAAGGAGGGGGAGAUAAGGCUUUGCUCUGCAAGGGCCAGACUCACUCAUACGCCCAAAGCCUUGCCUCGAGCAGAGGAGGAAAUAACGGCUGCUUUGCUGCCACACGUAGGGCCUCAAAUGACAGGGUACGACCUCUUUUGCUUGGAGAUGUGGUCUGUUCCCUCACUUUGUCGGGACCAAGUAUCUCCACCAACCCUUUCCCAGCAUGUGCGGGCGCUCAGGCGACUGUGGGUAGACACACUCACUCAGCAGCAACGGGAUAUAUACAAUAAUAUAAUAACACCCAAAUACAUUGCACGCCGACUCAAGGCUCCUGACCUUACAUUUGAGGCUCUUCCACCCUGGUGGCAACAGCAGUGCCAUCAGCCCAGUCGCAGACGCUCAAGAGGAGCAGACAAACUCUGCCCAAGUGUAGAACGGGGUCCUCCAGACACGCCUCCAACAACCGCCUGGUGGAAGUCGAUCUGGCAGAAACCCACACAUGACCGUCCUAAGCCCCCUUCAGGGAUCCCUAUUGAUCAAGGACUACAUGGCAGCUUCUCUACCGUCUACACACAUGCAUCGGCAGCAGCGGUGGUAGCUGCAGCCGCUGCCUUUUACAGCCGAACUAUGUUCUGUACUGCAUUAUCCAGUGCUUUGUCGACGUUGUUGCCGAGUUCUUACGCUCCGCCUGGAGUAGCCGUCUGUGAUUACGCCUUCUCUGGGCAGGCAACUGGUCCAGAAUAUUGGCUGCUGCUCGAAGUGUCUGCUAUACCUGCAGGGCUUAUUCCACUGCUGUAG